AUGGGAGUACCAGAUGAAUACUGGGUGGAGUUUGCAGCUUUUAAGUUUGAAGGUCCUGCUGCAGCCAUCUCUGUCAAACAAGAGCACGUCGCCUUCCUCCAGAGUCGAGAAAUUUCAGGAAGAACUUUAGGGGGACCCCAAAGGAGUAACAGAAAAAGCCGUGAUCAGGGGCAAGGUAAUGGGGGAGUGCCUAGUGGUAGCAGUGACUCUUUGGGGAGUGGGAAUAGUGGACCCUAUAGCUUCAAGUGCCACCAUUGUGGGGAGCUAGGGCAUAUCAAAAGAAACUGUCCUCUUAAGAGCCAACAGGUGAACCGACAGACCCAGCAAUCACCACAGAGUCAAAGGGGUGUUGCUCCUAGUCAAGAAGACUCCCACAGUUCACGCCUUUUUAUCAGCCCCAGUUGCCUGCUGAUAAGUGCAUGA
Messenger RNA from Morus notabilis, 423 nucleotides. Its product is annotated as serine/arginine-rich splicing factor RS2Z32-like. NCBI's taxonomy places the organism in Eukaryota, Viridiplantae, Streptophyta, Magnoliopsida, Rosales, Moraceae. The transcript is spliced from 2 exons. Bases 1 to 423 code for a protein of 140 amino acids. Gene Ontology annotation, molecular function: zinc ion binding; nucleic acid binding. The record is from RefSeq and is a predicted model, not a curated record.